Molecule: messenger RNA, 1689 nt
Organism: Fusarium graminearum PH-1
Lineage: Eukaryota; Fungi; Ascomycota; Sordariomycetes; Hypocreales; Nectriaceae
Exons: 1
Coding region: 1-1689 (562 amino acids)
Source: RefSeq, a predicted model, not a curated record
AUGAGGCUUCUCAACACCAAAACUCUAAAGCUCGAGGAGUUCCAGAGUCAGAUCCCGACGUAUGCGAUUUUAUCUCACACUUGGGGCGACGAGGAAGUCUCAUUCGUCGAUUGGCAAGACAACUUGUCCGAUGUCAGAGAUAAAUCUGGUUUCGACAAGAUACAAAAGUCUUGCCAACAAGCCCGCGUCGAUGGUUACGAUUAUCUAUGGUGCGAUACGAACUGUAUCGACAAGAGAAGCUCUGCAGAGCUCAGCGAGGCUAUCAACUCCAUGUUCAGCUGGUACAAGAACUCUGCAGUUUGUUAUGCCUACCUUGCCGACGUAAGCCUAGGCGACCUGCCAUCCUUUUCUUCCUCUCGCUGGUUUACUCGUGGAUGGACGCUACAAGAGCUGCUGGCACCGAAGUCACUUAUCUUUUUUGCAAAGGACUGGUCUAUCUUUGGAACACGCGAGUCUCUAUCCGACAAGAUUUUCGAAAUCACAAAGAUAAAGAAAGAUCGAACCGGAGACAAUAUCCAUUAUGUCAGCGUCAGCGAGCGUAUGUCUUGGGUCUCGCACCGCGAAACAACAAGAGUAGAGGAUAUAGCAUACUGUAUGCUCGGUAUCUUCGACAUUAAUAUGCCCUUACUGUACGGCGAAGGGAGCAAGGCAUUUAUCCGACUUCAAGAAGAAAUCAUCCGCGUAUCGAAUGACCAGUCCAUAUUCUGUUGGGAAUGGAAUAAAGAUUAUGUUCCUGAUGUCUGGCCAAGCAUGUUAUCGCCGUCACCCAAGACCUUUGAAAACGCUGGUUCAUACUACAAACCACCUUGGGCCAACGAUUCUUUGUCAUACGCCACAGGCAAUUCCGGGCUGUCGAUAAGUCUCAAGCUACUGAAUAUUGCGUAUACGAGAACCCUUUGGCCGACAACAGCCUAUCGAAGCUUCGAUUCAAAGGGCAAUCGCUUCUUGGCUGUGCUCGAUGUUGCAUGCCAUGACACCAAACAACAUAUCGGAAUCGUUUUGCAGAAGCUACCCCUGUCCCGUCGCUACGCCAGAUUCCCCUUUCCUCAUCGUCCUACCCCUAUCAACAGUGUUAUUGGUACAGCUGUAUCAAACUUAUAUAUUGCUGGCCCCAGAGACCAACAGCUUCUGAUGGCGCAGGCACCGAUAACAAAAGACGGCCCAAAGUUUGGUGUAUUUGUCUCUGUGAGCUGCCCCAAUAACAUCAGUGCCAUCUCCACCAAACCUGAGGUAGAUCCAGAUCUUUGGACUCAUGCUUUGCGUCCAUAUACUGACACUCUGUUUGGAGCCGUGUUCGUGGUGAAGCUUGUUGUGGAUCUUCCAUCAGGGCAGUCAUCGACGGAUUCAAUCGCCGUCUUCUGCUUUGUCGGCGUAGACGAUGCAACAUCUAUUAAGGAAUCCGUUUGCCAAAUUCUUGAGGUCCGAGGUACUUUUGGCGACAGAUCUGGCGUCGAUGAAAGUAUUGCUUCCUAUGAGACCAAAAUGCGUGAAUCUGUCCGAAGAUCAGGGUUGCCUGGUGUGCUUCGCCCAUCUCCUUCAUCCCUCAUGUCCAUCUUCGAUGAGGCCGUAUGGCUGCACUGUGGGUCAUGGAUUCGUAUAUCGGAUAGCUCCAGAGUUUGUUUAGCACACAUCACCAUCCCCAUGGUUACACCGUUUCGCUUUCCUUCUAGGUGCAACCAGUUCCUUUGA